Peromyscus leucopus (white-footed mouse) is the source of this 7994-nucleotide messenger RNA. It is a transcript of the gene Clec9a, whose product is annotated as C-type lectin domain containing 9A. The record is from RefSeq and is a predicted model, not a curated record. Gene Ontology annotation, biological process: receptor-mediated endocytosis. The coding region runs from base 3283 to 4005 and encodes 240 amino acids. Gene Ontology annotation, cellular component: membrane; cell surface. The transcript has 6 exons. NCBI's taxonomy places the organism in Eukaryota, Metazoa, Chordata, Mammalia, Rodentia, Cricetidae.
UAUACCUCAUCAAAAAUAAACUUCAGAGUUUUAUCUUAUCUCUACAAUGACCACACAAUUUAAAUUAUCUGUAUUAUUUAUAUGCUUAUGCUUACAAGAAAAUUUCAGAGUACUGAUACCAAAAAAAUCCAUGGAAAUAGUCCCCAUGACUUCAUUGUUCAUUGUCUGUGAUCAGCACCAAGUACGUCCCUGACUCAGGGGAAAAAGAACCUGGGGACUCUUCAUCCUGGGAGACAACAGUUCAGUCCCCUCGUUCACUUUUCUUUACUCUGAACAGUGGCCACCCUCUGUACAACACAAGGAAACUGGAUUUGAGAGAGAGCUGACAGGGUUUGUAAAACCAAUAAAUACCUAUUGACAGCAGUGUCCAGAAGGCAGAAGAAGAAGCAGAAGGGUUUUAUCUGGUUCUUUUCCUGAUGGUUCUAUGUUUGGUGUUUGCUGAAUAACUCAGAAGUAUUUAUAGGGCCUGUGAGGAAGCACCUCUAACAGGAUAAGAGGCAAAAGUCAUACUAUCUCCCCCCACAGCUUCCUUUGUUUAGCUAGUGAGUAAAUAGGAUCAUGAGUACAGUUCGUCUCAGCUGAGGUCUUUGUGGAAACUGAGUAUGUUCAAGCACGGAGACAGAUGGAACUCAGAAGGCCGAGGAGACAAGGAAAUCUGUUUUUAACACACAUUCUGUGUCCCUGUUGUAAGCAGUCAGCUCCUAGUACUUGUCAAUAAACAUUACUUUAGCACUUACUCCCUAUGUGGUUUGGGGUAAAUGUCUUCAGCACUGUUUUCUGGACUAUGUAGUGAGCUGCUUACCUUACCCAGAAGAGAAUUGUGAUGAUCUUUGAUGUAAUUAUAUAAAAUAUUGAUCAGAACAUUAAGCAUGUGAUACUCAAAAAAUAUGUGUUAGUAUCACAUCUCUGUGUGCUGAUGUGCAAAUCUGCACCUUGGUUUAUUUUAGACUGUCCAUAAGGGAAUAGAGUUCUGAGCUAAAGAAAAGCAAGAGUUUCUUCAGCCUCUUGAUUACAAAUGCCAAGCUCUUGGACUUGCAAGAGGGAAAGUCUUUGCUUUUUCUCUUUUUCUCUAGAAUUCAGGCCUGAACUUAUUGUAUGUAACUGUCUAUUUGCAGAAACCAAGUGGGAACUAAUAAUUCAGAAACUAUCCAAACAUCAACCUUAUGCCUAGACUUCGGUGUUUUUCAUCUCUUCAGCUUGGGAAAGGACAUAUUUCUAUAUUACUACAUCACAGAUGGGUUUAUAGGGAACAUAUUUAAUGCCUUGCUAAACAUACAUAGAAUGUGGAGCCAAUCUCACUGUACCUAAAAACCCUCUUCUUCCCUAGUAGUCAUGCCUAAAGUAUAUCAUGAAAUGAGAACAGCUUAGAUUAUACAACCAGAGAAUUCCAUCAUUCCAUUUCAAACACUUAGCAUGAAACUCGCUAAAUGGACUGACUUCUCUGUGCCCUAAAUUAUAGCCAACUUACCUUCCUGUUUCUCUGAGCUAUAGUGAGGAAGUAAUUCAUGUGAUCAGGCUUUAAAAUAUUUGUUAGGAUGUGAUGACUGGUAAUAAUAUUAUCUAAAACAAAAACAAGUAUGGCAGUACUACAUGUAGCACAUGGAUCUUUUGUUGGGAGAACCCAAUGACUCGUAGAAAUUUACCAGGGGUGCAUUGUCCUGGGAAACAAUGGAUCUGUCCAAGCUUGGGUUUCAGUGCUUACAAAGUGAGAAGAGAAACUAGAAAUGAGCAGCAGCUGAUGGAGCUCUGGCUCCGGUAGUUAGUUGUGAUAUUAUUUGUUAUGGUGGUUUCUUCCUCUUUUCCCCUCCUGGUAGAAUUUAGCAUAUGCAAAGGUUUAUCUAGAGUUCAGUCAUUCUGUUUUCAGACCAGAAACACCACAGGAAAUGUUGGCAGAAUGUGCUGGACGUUUUUCAUUUGCCUUUAAUGACGCCACUAGUUAUCCCUUGUGUCUCAGGAAGCUAAACUCAAAUGAAUAUAUUUUCUGGGCAAACUCAGCCUCUGAGUGAUAUGGAGGCAUAGUCAGGGUGUAAUUCCAAUUCACUCCUGAUGUUCUGCAUCCCAGCCCUUGGCUCUGGUGAGGCAGACCACAAAGUCCCAGUAUGUACCGUCCUUUGUGCUUUAGGCCAUGGGUUGAUAUGAGCUCUGCAGUACAUGUUUUAUCACUCCCUCCCCCUUUGGCUUUCUUAAUAACCUUUUCCCCAAACUGUAGCCCUAUUAGUGAGUUCCCAUUCAUUACCUCUUGAGUGUGCCAUUUGUGAUGGAGAACGAUUUAUCCACUGAGACUCUAAAACAAAAAAGAAAGAACAUGCAAUUUUGCAAGUUGUAUGGACUAUAAAUUACUGAGAGGUGACCUUUGGACAUAAGGACAAGUGGCCUAGAGAUCAUUAAUGUCUAAGAGAUCAAAUUUCUCAGUACCAAUGCUGUAGAACACAGGAUGUGAUGAAAAUGGCCAUCUGUCCACUUAAUAAUUGAUUCCUCCUCCAAGAGUAAAAUUACCUCUGGAUGCUGAUGCCCAGGCAAACCCAAUCUUCAUGACCAAUAUGGAAUGAGUAGGUGUGACUAUGAUUCAUAUCUCUUCUCAGUUAUGACUUUCAAGAAGCAAGUGUGGGUUUGUCACCUUCUCUUUCCCUUUCCCUUGGCUCCAAUAUUCCAGAAGAUGAAAAUAAUGCAGGCCUCUUUAAGGAGAAAACUCUCCGUCAACCACAGUCCCUGGGGACAAACUAUGAGGGAGAUCUAAAUGUUUACAGUGCUGACUGCUAUUUUGAAGUUUACUUGAAGUUAUCUUAGCAGGCAGUAUCAUCCUAAUCAAUGGACUGAUUGGAAAAGACUUUAGGGAUGAAAUCCCUUCCAAGCUUCCUUGUUUGGAAACCCAAAAGCUAUGUCCAAGUUGGUUUGCCUAGAGUGGACUGCCUUUGUCUUUGUUCUUCGAGUCAUCUUUGUGCUUCACAUCCUACACCAGCUAGAAGUUCACUCUGUGUACCUCAUCUUCAGCAUCUGCUACCAUAUGGGGAUCAGAGCAACACUGUAAUUUGACCAUAGCCAUUUUGAGUUCAGCACAUCCUCUUUUCUUCCUUUAUUGAGCUAUGUUUAAAGUUAAGCUUUAAAAGUUCCACUUUCUGGAUGAUGAUGCCUCUACCCUGCACCUUAAUCCCCAGUGCAUUUUACAGCUGUGAAAAAGUAGUCAGUUCCAUUUUUUUUGUAUCAACCUACUCCUAAUCGCAAGAAGAAUUCUUUCUGUCAGACUUCUACGUAGGCUGCUUUACCUCUUCAAGGACGUUCAGCAUGCAUGAGGAAGAAUUAUACAGCUCUCUUCAGUGGGACAUUCCAACCUCAGAGGCCUCUCAGAAAUGUCUGUGUUCUAGCAAAUGUUCAGGAACAUGGUGUGUCGUGACGGUGAUUUCCUGUGUGUUCUGUGUGGGCUUAUUAGCGACAUCCAUUUUCUUGGGCAUCAAGUUCUUCCAGGUGUCCUCUCUCGCAAUGAGUCAGCAGGAAAGACUCAUCCAGCAGGACAGAGCAUUGUUGAACCUCACAGAGUGGCAGAGAAACUACACCCUGGAGAUGAAAAACUGCCAAGUCUUGCAGCAAAGAUCUCCCCGCUCAGAUUGUAACUGCAGCCAUUGUCCACACAACUGGACUCAGAAUGGAAAAAGUUGUUACUAUGUCUUUCAAAUCCAGAAAAAAUGGAAUGGCAGUAAGGAGAUUUGUUUAAACGAGGAUGCCAGACUCCUUCAAAUAGACAGCAAAGAAGAAAUGAAUUUCAUCCUCCACAGCAUACGGAUGACCAAAGGAUUUGGGUACUGGGUGGGAAUGUUUCAAGAUGAACUCAGUCAAUCUUGGUUCUGGCAAGAUGGUUACUCUCCUCUCCCUGACUUUUUGCCAACAGAGAGACCGUUAUCAGCCAGCCAGAUCUGUGGAUACCUCAAAGACCGUUCCCUCUUCUCAGACACCUGCAACAACUGGAAAUAUUUUAUCUGUGAGAAGAAUGCAUUCAGAUCCUGCAUCUGAAAGAUCCUGCUUAGAGUCACCUCUGUUGCAUGAAGGUUUAGAAGAGAUCAAAGAGCAAAUGCAGGAGGAGAUUGGUGUGUGGGCUAUGAAAGCAAACUUGCUUUUAUGUUUACGCUUAGCAAUACUCUUGAAUGUUUUGCAGAUUUCAGUUGACCUUGUCCUGUACUAUGCCAAGGAGAAAAUUGAUUUAGAGCUACAGAAGCCCUGACUCAUUGAGAACAAAGAAGAGAAAAUCAUUUCCUGUUUGUUUGGAAGUCCAAAGUGAUUACCCAUACCACAAAGAAAUUUAGCCAUCAUUGUGGGAAUUUGUUUGUACAGUAAUCCCUAGUUUGUUUUUUAAUAAAUAAAUUUACCAUUAUACUUAACAACUGAUAGAUUUUUCUUCAGAUCAGCUUCUAGGAAUUUUAUAUCAUGAGAUCACACCCUGAGAGGAGACAGAUAGAUUUCCAAACUAGUGUUACUAUGAAUCACAUGCCUGGGGUCCUUUGGCUAUAGAUAGAAAUGAGCAGGAUGGGGACCUCCACUGCUGGUAAUCCUCCUCUGACACCCAAGGCCUAGGGACUGACCUCACAGAUAUAGAGGCUUGCAGUUCCUAACCCUAGGAGCUUGGGGGUCUAUUGCUCUAGGAUCUGGAUGUGCAGGCUGGAGGCUUAUUUCUCUGGGGUUUAAUCACCACUGGGCCGCAGCUCUCGGCAGCUUUUGAAAGCCAUGACACCAGCAGCAGACAGCAGUAAAUAGCAGCAAGCAUCUCCCACUAGUGUUAUGGUUCUUGGACGGCUGUUCCUCGAGCCCACUGCUUCUCUUCUCUGGUAUCUUUACUUGGCCUUGCUUUUCUGCCUUUUCUCUUACUGUUUCUAUGUCCACCAUUCCUCCGUGUCUCUCUGCUUCCGCUGCCCAUCCUCUCUGCCUUGGCCACUCUCUGGAAUUCUUCAGCUGUUCUCUGGUCGUUCUCUACUGCCAUGGUGAUGGUGACUGCUGUCACCACCAGAGCAGUAACUGCUUCUGACGCUGCCUGUGCCUUUGCUACCAUCCUGUGCUUCUGCAGCUUCUUCUGUGUUACCAGCUCAGCUCAGUCUUCCAAAGAUAAAGAGCAAAGGAGGCGAGAAAGGGCCAUUCAGGAAGUCGUUUAUUGUUUCUAAUGUUGCAACAUUAGGAGUAUCAGAGGAAGGUGAGGGGUCUCCUGGCUGACUCUAAAACUAAACCAAACAGCCCACUUAAUGGACAAAAGAGGGUGUAGUGAGGGUGUCCGCAUACGUCAUGGCAGCCCUUCAAGGACUGUGUUUGCACCAAUCACAGCACAGACUCUUCUUUCCACAUUCACAGGUCUUCUCUGGGUCCACAGGUUGGAAGUGCUCCCUCUCUGGCCUGAGUGUGAAUAGCUGCAGGAUAGGCCUGGCCAUCUGCAGUCUGCCAAGGAGUGCUGCUUUCUUUCCUUCCACAGGCUGUUCCAGCCAUGAGGUGGUGGUCUUCAGAGUAAACUCCCUAAACAACUGUACUGCCCUCAGGGCAAUCUGGCCAGUUGUUAGAAAAGAGGCUGCUUGGCUGAUAGCUUGAAUCAUUCACAGACCUUUACAGCCUGUUUACAAUAAAGAUUUAAUAAAACCUCAAUAUAUGGCAAUUCUAAUAGCACUUAACAGUACUUCCAAACAAUUAACAUGUUUAACAGGAUUUAACUCCUGCCCCAACACUGUAGAGUCUUUGAAUUCAUCUGAUCUGUCUCAGAAGGAAAAGAGGCUUCUUCUAUCUGUAGUGUUGGACUGUGCUUUUCAGACUGGAGAGUUCUACUGGGAAAGGAACCCUUAGAACUUCACAUAGGUGAAGAAAUAGUCAGGACAUCAGCAUCAGCAUGUCCUCUGGUAGAGGUGGGACUGUCCAUCCCACCACUCACCAAUCAAACAGUUCACAGUCUGCAAGGCCAAGAUUAAAACCGAGCACUUUCAACUGCCCAUCUCUGUGCCUCAACUUUCCCACUAUAAAAUCAUAAUAUGAUUCACUUCAAAAUACUGCUUAAGAAUGCAAUCCCAAUGUUAUAUGCAAACUAUAGAAAAUGAUAUUUUAGGUAGAAAAGUUGAAGUGAAAAUACUUGCCAUCUAUGAGAAGGAAAAAUUUACUAAUUAUUAUCGUAUUCUAUGUCUACCAUGUGCCAUCUCUAAAUCUUACUACAUAGCAUGCUCUCAAUAAAUAGUCACUAAAUUCAAUAUGGUCGUAUUUAACUUUCAUUCUGAUAAGUAUUCAUUCUGAUAAGGUACAAGAUUUUCAUCCUUUCCUUCUUAUUAAAAUGACAUAACUUAGAUAAAUAAUUUAAAAAUAAUUUACUGAGGAAGCAGGAAUUAUUUAAAUAAAACUAAGCAUCCUUUAACCUGAAGUUCAUUUCUCGGUGGCUAUGGUCCUCUAGCAAUGAGAAGAUCAUGUCUUUGUCUUGUUUUUCUUGUUUCUGUUUAUUUACCUUGACAUGGUAUUUAAAGGGUGGAAGCAUCACACACACACACACACACACACACACACACACACACACACACGACAUAGAAAUGUCUCUAGCUUUCUGCUGAUCCUGGGAGGACAAGCAGCCCACAGACUGUGGAAGUUGUAGGCUAUUUGGUUUCCACAGCUGGCAGCUGGUAGCUAAAUAUACUAAUCUGGAAAGCAGAGAAACAAUGGUGAGUUUUAACAGUAAAGACUGUUUGUCUCUGAGAUUCUUCAAAGGCUUGUCAUCAGGCUAUGUUUAGAGAAAGGAUGGGAAGCACUGAUGAUUCUUCUUAAAAAAGUACAAGGAAACUGAAUGCAAACAUCCUCUGGCUGAUGCUAUCCAGCUUGUAUAUGCAUGAUUCUGUGUUUACAAGCCAGAGAUUUAUCUACAGUGCAGCUGACACAGGAGUCUACAAUGUCCCAGGCAGCCAUGCUGCACCAACACAGACGCAGGGCUUGGGAGGUUCUCAGGGCAGGUUGCUAGUGAUCCAGGAUACCCGUCCUUUUUGAUGGUAAUUAGCCAUAAGAGGGCCGGUUUCCUGUUCCAAUCCUACCAAUGAUGAAUCAGGUACUUUUAAUCCAUCUCCCUGAGUGAACUUUUAAAAAGGGGGGAAAAAGAUAAUUCCUCUGCAAUUGGAAACAGUGCUGCAUAGUAUUGUACACUAAAUGUGCCAAUAAAAUACUGACAUAAUAAUAUUGAUAUAAAUAAAUGUGUUGUUAGAGUCUAAAGAUCUAUGCAUACAGUGAGUUUUGUGUAUCUUAAGUCACACAGUACGUUUUGUGUGUCUUCCAACAACUGCCCUUGACUCCCAAACAUUAAGGCUGGCCCCAGAACACCCACUCGACCCUGUACCUAGUUUGUAAUCUGUUUGUAUUCCCCAAGUAAAAGCUGCCCAUUACCCUUCUCAAACUUCCUGCUGUCACCGGGCUCCUGACCUGUUUCCUGCUGAUAAGUCCUGAGAGUGUUCAAUAUCCUCAGGAAAAGAAAUAGCUCAUUGUGUACCCGAGGGAGCUCACUCUAUGGGAAAGGCCACAUUCCUGUUUGACCUUUCCUGCACUUUCUUUACCUACAGAGUAAGAGACUAGAAAAACGUCUUCUCAUCCCGAGAAAGCCAGUUCAUGUGGUUUCCAUUUUUGAUUAUCAGCAAGACUUACCUUAAAAUUCAUUUUAUGAUUGAUUCUUAUGUCUUAAAUGUUAGAGGAGGCAAUGUUGUACCAUACCCCCCCCUUCUCAUCUUUUGAAACGUUUGUGAUGUUAUUGAUAUUAUCAGGUUUGGAUAAAGAAAGGGGGGCUAAGGGCAAUGAUGAAGAAUAAGAUCAAGAAAAGAAAACAAAUUUUAAAAGCACAAUUUUUCUCUUUUCCAAUGGAAAGGACACUUUGCUUGAGAUCUCAGGUUGCAAAUGAGAAUGCUAUUCAUCCUCUAGAUAGUUAGACUCUUCCAAUCAAUGGUAGUUAGAGAGACAGAUGUCUUCCCUCCAGGAGUACAGAAUGCCAGGAGUCAAAAUUUAAAUGAGAGCCAUGG